UUCAAUUGUGCCAUUUUUGCCUAUGGAAACUUGGCACAAGAAAAACUUACACCAUGGAAGGAGAAUGUAAGAGCUCAAAGGCUGGACCUAAUGGAGACUUGCUAACUGUCAGACGAGUUAUUAAUGGUCUCGUGGAGCAUCUUGUGCAUGUCCCAUACAGGGAUAACAAGCUCACCUGUCUGCUUGGAGAUUUGUUGGGUGCAAAAAUCAAGACAUGCAUUAUUACCACAGUAUCACCUGCAGUCCAUUGCCUGGAGGAGACCUUGAGUACACUAGACUAUGCACAUAGGGCAAAACAUAUUAGAAAUAAGCCUGAGGUAAUGGCGGAUCAGACUGAACAAAUGGCAAUUACAAUAGAAAUCCACCAGAAGCAGCUUGAGGAAUUACAAGAUAAAUUCGAUGAUCAGGUUAAAAAAUGCUCUAACAUAGACAACAAACUUGAUGCCACCCAGGUUCUUCCAAGUACUAUAUAUGAUGUCGACCUUCAUCGUUUUUGCCAAAUAUGA
Camellia sinensis is the source of this 506-nucleotide messenger RNA. NCBI's taxonomy places the organism in Eukaryota, Viridiplantae, Streptophyta, Magnoliopsida, Ericales, Theaceae. The record is from RefSeq and is a predicted model, not a curated record.